AUGAAGUGCCUUCUCUCCCUAGUCGCUCUCGCCACCGCGCUUAGCAGCGUCCAAGCAAGCCACGCUGCUGCUGCCCACGCUUUCCUGGAAAAGCGCGCCACCGACACGGUCACUGUCCAUCUCGAUCAAUGCCGAGGACGACCUCAGCAUUACGGAUCCGGAAUGCUCUACGGAGCUCAGGGCACCAACAGUCCACCUCAAUCGUACCUCGAGAAGCUAGGAAUCAACUCUGCGCCUCUUAUCACAGACAUUUCGGCGGGCGGUGCGCAGUCUCCUACCUCGGGCUGGGGCUCCUCCAAGGCCCACUACGACGCGCGCUUCUUGACCGUCGUGGACGACUGGAAGCGCAUGCAGGCCCUCAACGGCUCCUUUGUCAUCAAGACCUCGGACCUGUGGGGAGCCGACGCUACCCAGGGACCCAACUUCCCCUUCCCCGGCGACGGCGGCAACUGGGCUUCGUACGAUGCUUUUGUCCAGCAGAUCAUCUCGGACAUCAAGCAGCAUCGCAUGGACGUCAGCCUGAUGACGCAGAUCGAGCUCUGGAACGAACCGGACCUCGGCAAGGUCUUUUGGGGCAGGAGCCAGGAUCAGUACCUCGAGAUGUACGCCCGCGGUUCUCGCGCCUUCCGCAAGGCAUUCGGUCCCAAGUCUGACCACCAUCUGCCUCUGGUAGGCCCGUCGAGUGCCAGUCCCAACCCGAACAACGACUGGUUCAAAAAGUGGCUGUCGUUCGUCCGUGCCAACAAAGACGUGCAGCCCGACAUCUACAACUGGCAUCUCGAGGGCGGUGGAACCAAUGAUCCGGUGUCGUCUUCGCAGACCAUGCGCGAUCUGAUUCGACAGUACGGCCUCGACCUUGGGCUUGGGUUCCAGACCAACGAGUACGGUACACGCGAGCAGCAACGUCCCGGCUAUGCAGCUUGGCACCAUGCGCGAUAUGAGAAGGUCAAGUUCCACGGUAUGCGCGGCAACUGGGCAGGUGGUCCUGCUCUGCGAGACAACCUGGCUGGUUUGCUCAUCAAGAACCCCGACGGAUCCUACGCCGAGACGGGCGAAGCACACGUGUGGGCCAUCUAUGGAGGUCUUCAGGGCUCGCCGUGUGUUACGGAGGAGGGUCAUGCUCUCGACUCGUACGGUAUCGCCUCCCCCGCCAAGCGAACUGCUUCCGCUCUCGUCGGCAACACGGGCUUCACUGGUACCGCAAACGUCGUCCUCAAGGGCAUCUCUGCGCUUGCGAAAGGCGCCACGCACCUCCAGGCCGAGGUACAGGUGAUCCCGUACAACCACGGCGCUCCUGUGGCUGCUCCCGUUCGUGUCGCUAAUCAGCCCGUCAGUGUAGAGCAGGACACGGCAAGCGUCCAGAUCAACUGGACCAACGCCGACGACGCCUACCUGGUCACCAUCACCGCAGCCUGA
Messenger RNA from Moesziomyces antarcticus, 1416 nucleotides. Its product is annotated as beta-xylosidase. The coding region runs from base 1 to 1416 and encodes 471 amino acids. The transcript has 3 exons. The record is from RefSeq and is a predicted model, not a curated record. Lineage: Eukaryota; Fungi; Basidiomycota; Ustilaginomycetes; Ustilaginales; Ustilaginaceae.